GCUCUCCCCUAUUUCGAUCGGCUUGAUUACGCAGCCAUGAUGUGCAACGAACAGGGCUAUUGUCUUGCUGUGGAGAAGCUGUUGAACAUAGAAGUGCCCCCUCGAGCGAAGUACAUUCGAACUUUAUUUGCGGAAUUAACUCGUCUUAUGAAUCACUGUUUGGCUGUCGGAUCGCACAUUCUGGACGUGGGGGCUAUCACGCCAAUCUUUUGGUUAUUUGAGGAACGAGAGAAAAUGUUUGAAUUCUAUGAACGCGUUUCUGGUGCUCGAAUGCACGCGGCCUAUUUCCGUCCUGGAGGAGUGUACCUCGAUUUACCGUUAGGUUUGAUGGAUGAUAUGUACCAAUUUUUGGAGAAGUUUGUGCAGCGCAUCGAUGAGGACGUUGGAAUUGUCACAGCUGAAGAUGCACUGGAUAUGGGCUUCUCUGGCGUCAUGCUCCGUGGCAGUGGCAUCCAAUGGGAUCUGCGCAAAACACAACCCUACGAUGCGUAUGCGGAUAUCGAUUUUGAUGUACCGAUUGGAAUGAACGGGGACUGCUACGAUCGUUUUGUCGUCCGUUUGGAAGAAAUGCGUCAGUCCAUCAGAAUCAUGCAACAAUGCCUAAAUAAAAUGCCUGCCGGUGAAGUCAAAGUGGACGACGCAAAGAUCACACCGCCAAAGCGUUCAGAAAUGAAAGACUCAAUGGAAGCGCUAAUUCACCACUUCAAACUAUUCUCCGAAGGAUACUUGGUCCAAAUGGUGUAUCACUCAAAUCAUGGCACUAGAAUCUUCAAGACUGAAGUGUUGUUAUUCGCUUUACUCCGAGGUUACACUAACCCCAAUUCACACAGAAUUAUGAAUUAUGACGAAUUGGCGAUUCAGACGAAAGCAUUGUUACAUACCAUUCCCGGAGAUUUGGCUAACGUAGAGCGUCGCACUUUGAGUAUUACUUCGUUGGAUCAGUCUCCCGAAGUAACCAAACUUAUCAAAACAGUCGAAGCGAAUAUUUUACAGAUCUCUUCUAACUGCGAUCGGUUAAACAAUCUGCUAUUGUCCUUGGAGCCAAUUUCGCGUCGUUCGCAGAUGCGAUUAUCGUUGGAUCAAAUGCGGCAUGAAUGUAAACACUAUCAGUCCAGUCUCGGUGUGGCUCAACGAAGACAAGCGGAAAAAGAGCGACAAUUAAAAGAACGCGCAGACCUGUUGGCACACGAUUUUACCACGAAUGCCGCGUUGCGAAACAAGCUGGACGGUAGUGGUUCAACUGUGAUCAAAUUGGACUCCGAGUUGGAACAUCACUCACGGUUGUCCGCGGAUGACAAUGAAAUCAGCUCACAAACGUCUCCUGGAUUUGAUGAACACACUGGGACUUUCGAAUACCGUGAUGCGACUGAUCGAGCGUCGUACACACCAAGACAAGGUUAUAUUUUGGCUCCUUGUCGUCGUGUCGCUGGUUCUGAUGUGGGCUGUCUGGCGAUACUUUCAUUGAACACAAUUCGUAAGACCGCGAAGUGGCAGUCGCAUCUGAAGGCAAUCACUCCAACUACCCUUUAA
Molecule: messenger RNA, 1530 nt
Organism: Echinostoma caproni
Lineage: Eukaryota; Metazoa; Platyhelminthes; Trematoda; Plagiorchiida; Echinostomatidae
Source: the annotation of a GenBank genome assembly